Asparagus officinalis (garden asparagus) is the source of this 2302-nucleotide messenger RNA. Its product is annotated as phosphatidylserine decarboxylase proenzyme 2-like. The record is from RefSeq and is a predicted model, not a curated record. Gene Ontology annotation, biological process: phospholipid biosynthetic process. NCBI's taxonomy places the organism in Eukaryota, Viridiplantae, Streptophyta, Magnoliopsida, Asparagales, Asparagaceae. Bases 142 to 2076 code for a protein of 644 amino acids. The transcript is spliced from 21 exons. Gene Ontology annotation, molecular function: calcium ion binding; phosphatidylserine decarboxylase activity.
GAGAAAUCCCGCGGUUUCCCACUCGCUACAGAUAAUUUUCAACCCACCAACUUCUCCUCCAAAAUAAUAAUAAAAAUAAAAAACCCUAAAAAAUCCCCAAUAAACCUCGAACCCCAUCAAGAUCGAUCAAAUUCAACCAAGAUGGGCCACGGGAGCUCAAGGUACACCGCCGAUCAAGAGAUCCAAGACCCAAAACCCUCUCGCCGGGCUCGAAUUCGGAGGCGGCUGAGGCUGCACCGGCGCAAAUCCGAUCCGAACAAGUUCACCACCUUCGCAGCCGCGGAUUUCGCCGGAAUUGUACGAAUAGAGAUCGUGAAGGCGGAGAUGAAGUUUAAGGAUCGGUGGCUGGCUUGCUUGUCGCUUGGGGAGCGGACGUAUCGGACCGAAAUUUCGGAAUGUACAGACAAGCCUGUUUGGAAAUCGGAAAAGAAAGUUGUACUGGAAAGCAAUGGUCCUCAUAUGGCACGGAUAUCGGUGUUUGAGACAAAUAGGCUAUCUAAGAACAACUUGGUUGGGUAUUGUGAAAUCGAUCUCAUGGAAGUUCUCAGUCAAGAUUCGGAGGAUAACCUUGAGGUUAUUAACUUGUUGGAUGUAUCUUCACCUAGCAAAACCGUUGGUAGUAUAUCAGUUAUUUGUUAUUUUGAGGAUCCAAUUGAAACAGAGAAGUACUUUUCCAGACGUCUCUUAGCUAUAAUGGACAAUAAUGGAGAUGGAAAGCUUACAUUUUCCGAGUUUACUGACUUGAUCAAUGCAUUUGGUAAUCAAGUGGCAGCAGCAAAGAAAGAAUAUCUUUUCAAGAAAGCAGACGAGAAUGGUGAUGGUUUCGUCGAUAUUGAUGAGUUGGCAACCCUUCUUGCAGUUCAACAAGAACACGAGUCACUUAUCAGUAACUGUCCUGUUUGUGGUGAGAUUCUUGGGAAGUUUGAUAAGAUGAAUGCUAUAAUUCAUUUGACUUUAUGUUUCGAUGAGGGAACUGGAAAUCAGGUGAUGACAGGAGGAUUUUUGACAGAUAAACAGGCUUCUUAUGGGUGGAUCCUAAAACUAAGUGAAUGGACUCAUUUCUCAUCCUAUGAUGUUGGGCUGAAAUAUGGAUCUAGUUCCUCACAUAUUUUGAUUUUUGAUCGAAGAACAAAGAGAUUAGUUGAAGAAAUCAUAGAUGGGAAAAUUAUUUUGUCCAUGAGAGCUAUUUACCAAUCAAAAGUAGGGCUCACCCUAAUCGAUAAAGGGUCCAAAGAUCUUCUAAAAAGCAUUUCUGAGAAGCAAGGAAGGAAGAUGAAUUCACUUGAAUCUGCUAAAGACAUACCCAAGUUCAUCGAUUUCUUUAAGGAUCAGAUCAACCUGGAUGAAAUUAAAUAUCCGCUGGAACGCUUCAAGACAUUUAAUGAAUUUUUUAUAAGAGAGUUGAAGCAUGGUUCAAGGCCAAUUGCAUUCAAGGAGCGUGAUGAUAUUGCUGUUUGCGCAGCGGAUUGCCGUCUCACGGCAUUCAAAACAGUUGAUGAUAGUAUAAGGUUUUGGAUCAAGGGCCGCAAGUUUUCAAUGCAAGGUCUUUUGGGGAAAGAUAUCUGCUCCAGUGAAUUUAACCAUGGAUCUUUGGUGAUUUUUCGACUGGCGCCACAGGAUUACCAUCGUUUCCAUUCUCCAGUUUCUGGGGUUGUGGAAUCCUUUGUGGAAAUUCCAGGAUCUUUGUACACUGUUAAUCCAAUUGCUGUAAAUAGCAAAUAUUGCAAUGUUUUCACCGAGAAUAAACGAGUUGUAUCUGUCAUUUCAACUUCAGAGUUUGGGAAGGUAGCAUUUGUUGCAAUAGGAGCAACAAUGGUAGGAAGCAUCACGUUCACUAGAGAAAAGGGUGACUACAUCCAUAAAGGAGACGAGUUUGGAUAUUUCUCGUUUGGGGGGAGCACUGUUAUAUGCGUAUUUGAAAAGGAUGCAAUUCAAAUAGACGAGGAUCUUAUUUCAAACAGUGAAAGAUCCCUCGAAACGCUAGUUUAUGUAGGUAUGAGAUUGGGUGUAGUUUCGAAGAGGGCACAGGCCGUGAAAGAUAUAUCAAGAUUGGAGCAGUGCAAGCUGGAAGAAUGACGCUGUGUACUGAUUGGAUGGAUUUUUUUUUUUUUUUUGUAUAAAAUAAAACUUCAUAAACAUUUUUCUGCAAUUCCCUCUGCAGAGUAGGGGGGUGCAUAUUAAUGUAUAUUGUACCGAUACAGCUAAGGAGGACGAUGGGAAUGCGAUUAUUUUAACCGUAGGUUUAUGUAUGAAGCUAAUCUACUGUCGUAAUUGUUAAUAGAAUUGCAUAAACCGUUACUUA